Molecule: messenger RNA, 687 nt
Organism: Daldinia vernicosa
Lineage: Eukaryota; Fungi; Ascomycota; Sordariomycetes; Xylariales; Hypoxylaceae
Exons: 2
Coding region: 1-687 (228 amino acids)
Source: RefSeq, a predicted model, not a curated record
AUGCCUCAGCGACGCAGAAAGCCCAAGGAAGAACCUUUCAUGUCUCUCUUACAAGUACUUCCCUGGCCGGGAAUGAGUUACCCGUAUACGGGUUAUCUUCUCGGCCAGCCUCAUAGAGACGAUAGUGUCGUGACGGAACUCGAGAAAGCAGGACUUAUCCCGACUGGCGAAGGCACAGCGGCAAUAAAUUCAACCAAGUCUGUCGAUGAAGCGUUGGCAAACAUGUUCGCCCUGGGACUACAUCCUAAUAUCAAGAUCCACCUAGCCGCUCAAAACGGCGGCCUACUGGAAUUCCUCAGCGCUCUCAAGAAAGCCGUCCCCUGGGCCCAAAAUAUCGAAGAGUCGGUGUUCAUCGAGCUAUGUGAGCGCCUAGUCGCAGCGCGAAUGGUGUACCGCGAGACGUCAAUCGCGCCUUGGGACCGUCACCGCUGCAGCACGGCAAUGAGCAUCGACCAACUGUACAAAGAGAUCGGAGGCCUUUGGAACAUAGCGGAGUUCGAGCUUUACGAAAUUAUGGGAGGCUAUGAAGAAGAGAACGAUGCCAUGGACGUCGAGAUGACGGAUGCGUCGUCCGUUGCAUCGGAAGGCGAUGUCGAGGAGGAGAACAUCGGGGAAGGCAUGAGGCAGAUAAAUCUGAAGAACCGAAGGAACCCACGACACCACUGGUACCGAAGCGAGGAAGUAUGA